Molecule: messenger RNA, 1029 nt
Organism: Harmonia axyridis
Lineage: Eukaryota; Metazoa; Arthropoda; Insecta; Coleoptera; Coccinellidae
Product: HORMA domain-containing protein 1-like
Exons: 6
Coding region: 103-948 (281 amino acids)
Source: RefSeq, a predicted model, not a curated record
GUAUUUGUUGAAGUUAACAAUCAACAAUAAUUGGUUUCAUAGACUAAUGAUUUUUUCAUACUUAUUACUGAGUAUUAUUAAAUAAUCUUUAACAUUAUCAUUAUGGCUGUAAGCACAGUUAACUUGCAAUUCGAGAUGAACGCGGAAAGAAUUGAAAAUUACGUUUGUUCCACGAAUUUCAUGGAGCGAAUAAUAAAGGCUUCUGUGAUGAACAUAAUUUACCAUAGGCUUCCAAUCCCGGAAAAUUUUUUUGAGAUGAAAGAAUACCGCUCAAUUCCAUACCGCGGAUUGAAAAAAGAAUACACCCGUACAGGUAUUGCUCAGCUUUAUAGGAAGUGGAUGAAAGGUUUCAAGGACGCAUUUCGUAAAAAAUACCUCAAGGAAUUCAUACUAUUUUUCUCUGAAGACAGUGGGAAAAUCGAAGAGACUUUCAGGUUCAAAUUUAAAUAUGAAGAGAGAAUGAUCAAGGAUAAAACAUCUAAAAAUAGAACAGAUCCGUCAGGAUCUGUACAGAUCUUGCUGCAGAACCUUAUUGCUCUGGGGGAUAUGCCCAAACUUCCCUUAGAGAUACAAAUGCACGUGGAAUUGUUCUACUUCGAAGGAACUCCCGAAGAAUAUAUCCCACCGUAUUUUGACAUAGAGGAUUACAUAUCUACGUUAAAGAGUAAAAUGGAACUCCAAUCGAAUCUUGAGACGCCCCUGGCAAGGAUCGACACGGGCUUUCAUUUCUUCAAACUUUCGUUUAAAACAAAGAACGACAGUCAAUUUCUUCAAGACAGUGAAAAAAACCAGAAAACUAUCACAACUAUCGAUGAGAUCAGCAAUUUAUCCAGAGAGGGUGUUUCAUUCAAUUUGGAUUAUAGUGGCAUUGCAUAUAAUGAUGGUUAUGACGUCAUGAAUUUGGAUGAUGAAGAUAUCGAGGCCAUAGCUAAUUCUGUGUUAAAAUAAAAAUUAUUUCUCAAUGUGUUAAAUGUUUUGGUGUUCUAUUUAUGAUUUCAAUUUGUUGAAUUAUUAAAAUGAUAAUAUUUA